AUGGCUCCACUCCUGGCUGCUCUCCUGGCCUUGCUCUGCCCUGCCCUGGCCUUCGACAUGGGCCAGUCCACCCGCUGCGUGGCCAUCCCAAACCAGAUGAGGGUGUGCCAGGACGUGGGCUACUCGGAGAUGCGUCUGCCUAAUUUCUUGGGGCACAGUAAUUUGGAGAGCGAGGUGGUCCCGCGCUCUGAAGACUGGAGGCCUCUGCUGCAGACCGGCUGCCACCCCCAAGCUCAGGCCUUUCUCUGCUCGCUCAUCGCUCCCGUCUGUCUGGAUACCUUCAUCCAGCCGUGCCGCAGCCUGUGUGUGUCUGUGAGGACCAGCUGUGCCCCGGUCCUCUCCUGUCAGGGACACUCGUGGCCCGAGGCUCUGGACUGCGACAGGUUCCCCGACGAGGACGACAUGUGCCUCUCCCCACACCCCAAGUUCACGCUCUAUGGCAAAGAUUUGCCCAAACCUGCGUGCCAGAACUGCCCGUCUGUAGAGCAUUCUCCGGCCAUGAAGACUGUGCUGGACUCCUUCUGUCACAAUGAUUUUGCCGUCACCGCCAAAAUCCGCCGCCGCCGGGUCCCGUCAGCGGAGCCAGAGUUUGACAUCGAGGGCCGGGUAGAGUUCAUCCACCAGGGGCCGCUGCUUCCAUACGACACGCAGCACUUGCUUCAGCAGUGGCUCCUCAUUAACCUGAAGUGCUCGUACAGCCUGGUGCGUCCGGGUCGCUCCCAGCUCUACGUCCUCACGGGGGAAGUCCAGUCCGACGGCAAACUGGGAAUGACCCACAUCUUCCCCUGGCACAAGAGAGACCUGAACAUCGCCGUGGCAACGCGCAAGUGGAAGCAUCACCGCUGUUGA
Messenger RNA from Knipowitschia caucasica, 849 nucleotides. Lineage: Eukaryota; Metazoa; Chordata; Actinopteri; Gobiiformes; Gobiidae. The record is from the annotation of a GenBank genome assembly.